AUGUUUCCACAAUCAGGGAAAUCGAUUAUCUUCGACACAUUUCCUGAUCCGACAGAUACCUGGGAGAUCAUCGAGACCAUCGGGAAAGGGACUUAUGGCAAAGUCUAUAAAGUACUCAACAAGAUUGAUGGCAGCAAAGCGGCUGUCAAGAUACUGGACCCCAUCCAUGAUAUCGAUGAGGAGAUUGAAGCAGAAUACAAUAUCCUCAAGGCUCUCUCUGACCACUCCAAUGUGGUUAAAUUCUUUGGGAUGUACUACCAGAAGGAUGUCAAAAACGGGGACCAGUUGUGGCUAGUUCUUGAGCUCUGCAAUGGAGGUUCGGUGACAGACCUGGCCAAAGGCAUGCUGAAGAGAGGGGACAGAAUGGAUGAGGCGAUCAUUGCCUAUAUCAUACAUGAGGCCCUCACGGGUCUCCAUCACCUGCACAUCAACAAGACCAUCCACCGGGAUGUCAAAGGCAACAACAUCCUACUAACCACACAAGGAGGGGUGAAGCUGGUGGACUUUGGUGUUUCGGCCCAGUUGACGAACACUCGUCUCCGCAGGAACACCUCGGUGGGAACACCUUUCUGGAUGGCGCCGGAGGUUAUAGCGUGUGAGCAGCAGUUGGACUCCACGUAUGACGCUCGCUGUGACGUCUGGUCCCUGGGCAUUACUGCCAUAGAGCUGGGAGAUGGAGACCCUCCCUCUCCGACCUCCAUCCAAUGA
Messenger RNA from Oncorhynchus masou masou (cherry salmon), 708 nucleotides. Its product is annotated as myosin-IIIa-like. The transcript has 6 exons. Gene Ontology annotation, cellular component: photoreceptor inner segment; stereocilium tip; filopodium tip. NCBI's taxonomy places the organism in Eukaryota, Metazoa, Chordata, Actinopteri, Salmoniformes, Salmonidae. The record is from RefSeq and is a predicted model, not a curated record. Gene Ontology annotation, molecular function: ATP binding; microfilament motor activity; protein serine/threonine kinase activity. The coding region runs from base 1 to 708 and encodes 235 amino acids. Gene Ontology annotation, biological process: regulation of actin filament length; sensory perception of sound; peptidyl-serine phosphorylation.